UCAGUUCCCCCAGAAGCUUGUUUUGCCACGUUCAGAUGGGAAGACUGCGGUGGUCCACCUCGCCAAGUUCUCUACUACUGGAAACCCGGAUCCCGAUGUGAAGUAGGAAUAUGGAGGGGCUGCCUUCCCAACUUAAACAUGUUUCACGAUGAAUAUGAAUGUGUUUCGACGUGUAUCUUUAGUGUCAGAGCGCAACCUCCAGAUUAUCACGCGAUUUUAGAGAAAGAAGAAAUAGAAAGUCAAACAGAGGUAACUGAAGCUAUGAAUGUUACUAGUAGUUUAAUAGAUGGUAAUACUACGGUUGAAGUUUCUACAGGUCCUGAUUCUAGUAAUACAGCAGAUGCAGUAAAAACUAAUGCAACAAUGAAGACUCCAGUAAAUGAAACUGUAUUAGAAACUGACAAUGCUACAGACACUACCGAAGGAAAUGCCGCGGCGACUAAUAGUACAACCAAAUAAGUGGUUUGUAAUAUGUUAAAGUAUAAAAUAAAAAGAAUUGUGUAAGUUGA
Molecule: messenger RNA, 509 nt
Organism: Pararge aegeria (speckled wood butterfly)
Lineage: Eukaryota; Metazoa; Arthropoda; Insecta; Lepidoptera; Nymphalidae
Exons: 1
Molecular function (GO): serine-type endopeptidase inhibitor activity
Source: RefSeq, a predicted model, not a curated record